AUGUUUAAUAUAAAUAAUUUUAGAUUUUGAUAUAGAGAAAUUGCUAAUAAGAUUUCUAUAAUUUACUUUAAAUCACUUUGGGAUUGAGUGUAUUUCACAUAGUACGUCAUAUUUUGUGUAUAUUUCGAAAAUACGGAAACACCCAUCAACCAUACCUUAUUUUGUACUUAAAUAUAUGCAUCAGACCACCAAAAGCUUAUCAAAAUGAAAAUUAUCUUCAUAUUUAGCUGUGUAAUAUUUGCUGCUGGUGCCUUAGCGUAUGAAAAUUCAGACAUUCUCUCAGCUAGAAUCGAGAGUUGCAGAGGAUGUUCAUUAAACCGCUUGCCCGAAGUAAAGAAAUUCGUGAUGGAUGACGCCCCAUCCUACGAGCGGCUGGAGGUGAAAUUUAUAACGGGCGCCGCACCGGAAGUGGUCCUGCUCGGAGAAGGCGAUGUUGAACUGGAACGGCUCGCUCUGUCCCACCUCAGUCGGCAGGAGUGUAACGAGCUGCUUCAGAGCAGAGGUUUCAUUAAGAAAACUAAGAAAUCAGAGUUUUGAAGAAAAUUUUUAUUCCACUACAUUUGUAAUGUUCAUUCCAUUUAAAGAAAUAUUAGGACUAUUCCAUGAGUAAAAUUCAUUAUUAUAAAUUUUGAUCAAUGAAUACAAAAAAAAGUAGUAAUCACUAAUAGAAAGUAAAAUUAAUAGUGAACAUUGUCACUAUUAUUUUCUUUUCUCUUGUAUUCUUAAAACUUAUGAUAGAGUAAUUGUAUUUACACAUGUAAAUAAGUGAUAUAGAACAAAUUAGAUAAUGUUUUAGUGUGAUUUAACUUGUAUCUUUCUAUUGAAGAGU
Achroia grisella is the source of this 829-nucleotide messenger RNA. RefSeq names its product selenoprotein M-like. Gene Ontology annotation, cellular component: endoplasmic reticulum lumen. The transcript has 2 exons. Gene Ontology annotation, molecular function: oxidoreductase activity. NCBI's taxonomy places the organism in Eukaryota, Metazoa, Arthropoda, Insecta, Lepidoptera, Pyralidae. The coding region runs from base 205 to 537 and encodes 110 amino acids. The record is from RefSeq and is a predicted model, not a curated record.